GAUCAUGGGGGAUGAUUUCACGAAUAGUCGUAGCCUCUCCGCGUCCAUUUACUUGGCCGACAAGUACAAUGAGUAUAGUAUCCAAAUAAUACGGUGGAUUCUCAAGGCGAUCAGUUUGUGGCCGCUUCCCGUCGACGCCUCAUUUGUCGAGAAGAUUCGUUUUGAUUUCGCAGUAUUUAUCUGUUACUUUCUAAUAAUCGCAGUUAUGAUACCAAGCGGUCUGAGUAUAUUCGUCGAGUCGCAGGAAUCCUUCGAGACAAGGUUUCGGAGCUUCGGCCCGCUCACCUUUUGGUUCUUCGGACUGUUAAAUUAUUCCUGUCUUCUGAUACACAUUGACGAUAUACGCAUCUGCGUGGAUCACGUAAAAACGGACUGGCGGAACAUGACAAAGGUCGAAGAUCAAAAGUUGAUGCUGAGAAGCGCCAAGAAAGGUCGAUUCUUCGGCGCUUUCUGUGCCAUCUUCAUGCACAGUGGUGUGUUUUCCUACAACGUUUCUCGAAGCUUUGGCAAGGAUAUCUUACACGUGGGGAAUAGCAGUAUAGAAGUUCGUGCGUUACCCUACCCUUUUUACAGUAAAAUCCUGAAUGCACAUUACAGUCCAGCGUACGAGUUCGUGUUCCUUAUUCAGUGCCUCUCGAGCUUCGUCGUCAAUUCUGUCACAGUCGCCACUGCUGGCUUGGCAGCAGCUCUUAUAUUUCACGCGUGCGGUCAACUGAAGAUUCUGAUGUCUCGGCUCGACAAUCUCGUCGAUGAAACUGACGAGAAAAAUACUUCCUUAAAACAAAGAUACGGAAUUAUCGUGCGACAUCAUCUGAGAGCCUUAAGUCUUGUAACCCGUGUAGAAAAAAUUAUGAAUUUUAUAUGCCUCGUGGAAUUAUUCGGAUGUACUUUUCAUAUAUGUAUUGUAGGAUAUUACUGCAUGAUGGAUUACAUUCACGGCAAUAACUCAAAUGUCGUGUCUUAUUCUAUGAUAAUAACUUCGGUAACUUUAAAUAUUUUUGUAUUUUGCUUAAUCGGAGAAAUGCUUUCAGAACAGGGCGGACAAAUUGCCAAAUCUGCCUACAUGACAAAGUGGUACCUCUUGACUGGAAACAACGCUAAUGGACUCGUUUUGAUAAUUUUAAGGUCUAAUGUAACGGUCAAGAUAACGGCUGGUAAAGUGGCUCAACUUUCCAUAGCCACUUUCGGUGAUGUGAAUUAA
Pogonomyrmex barbatus (red harvester ant) is the source of this 1201-nucleotide messenger RNA. RefSeq lists its product as uncharacterized. Gene Ontology annotation, cellular component: plasma membrane. Gene Ontology annotation, molecular function: odorant binding; olfactory receptor activity. The record is from RefSeq and is a predicted model, not a curated record. Gene Ontology annotation, biological process: sensory perception of smell; detection of chemical stimulus involved in sensory perception of smell. Lineage: Eukaryota; Metazoa; Arthropoda; Insecta; Hymenoptera; Formicidae.